ACCAGUUUCAUAGCAAACAUUUGACCUGAAUAAAAAGGAUUGGAAGAUCUGUUUGUGACACUCCGAAUUGGCAUUGAUUCAAGUUCAAUCUCAAAAUGGCUUCUCUCUUCUGGAUGGUUCUAGGCCUUUGUGCCGCUGCUGUCUUAUCCAGUGAUCCUACUUGCAAGGAUAAUUACGUGACAAAUUGUCCGACAUGGAAAAGGGUUGGAUACUGCACAUCAGACAGAUACAAAGCAUGGAUGGCGAUAAACUGCAAGCUGUCGUGUGGACACUGUGGUAAUCCUCCACAGACACAAUCCUGCGGUAAACCAGAAGUUGCUCAAAGCAGAGUCAUUGCUGGCAUAAAUGCAAACAAAGGAUCAUGGCCUUGGCAAAUUCUCAUGUUAUUUAAUGGAAGGACAAUGUGUGGUGGCUCUAUAAUUGCUCCACAAUGGGUCGUUACUGCGGCUCACUGUGUAUCUGGGAAGGAGGCAUACGCACGCUACUUCAAAGUUAGAGUUGGAGAGCAUAUUACGUCAACAACAAGCGAUGGACAACAUAUCGAUAUGCAAGUUGAAAGAAUCAUUUCCCACCCAAGCUACGCAAGAAGCACAAUCAAUAACGAUAUUGCAUUGAUGAAACUCUCCUCACCAAUUCAGUUUGGAAAAUAUGUGAAACCAGUUUGUCUGCCCGGACAAGACCAGCACGUUCCAGUUGGAACCCAAUGCUUCAUUACAGGCUGGGGAAAAAUACAACACCCUGGUAACAUGCAUCACACUUUGCAACAAGGAAAAAUGCCUGUUGUGUCCAACACUGUUUGCGCGGGCCUCAAUACAAAGAACAUGGGAAUAACGAUAACUAGCCAGAUGGUUUGUGCUGGUCACGGAGGAACAACUCGUGUGAGCGGAUGCCAUGGUGACAGUGGUGGACCAUUUGUGUGCCAAACUGGACCCAAUGGCUCUUGGGUUCUCCAUGGAGCAGUUAGCUGGGGAUCUGGAAGUUGUGACGCAACACUAGGCUAUUCAGUCUUUGCAAGAGUUGCAAGAUUCAGAAGUUGGAUUGAUCAGCAAAUGUCAAGAUAUUGAUACAUUUCAACUCAAAAUUAAUAUCUUAUUCUAUCAAUGAGCUUGAAUUCAUAACAAUCAAA
Rhopilema esculentum is the source of this 1126-nucleotide messenger RNA. The record is from RefSeq and is a predicted model, not a curated record. Lineage: Eukaryota; Metazoa; Cnidaria; Scyphozoa; Rhizostomeae; Rhizostomatidae.